CACAAGGUAUCAGUGCCACAAUAUCUUUUCAGCUCGCCGCCCCAGAAACAACUCUCAAAAGCCAACGUACUACCAUGGAGACCCUCAGCACCAUCGAACAGGCCACCCGCUUUGGCCGCCGUGCCACCCGUGGAGGUGGUGCGGGCGGCUUCGGUUGCUGUGGCAUCUUUCUCGUCUUGAUGAGCGGCUCCAUGCUUUUUUGGAACGAAGGUCGUGCCGUGAGGCGCUACAGCAUCCUCCAUGAAGGAUCCAAAGCUGUGGUGGAGAUCGCCAACAUUAAUGAAGUGGACCCGGCCAACGAAGGAAAACUGGUGCAUUUGGUUGGAACGACGAAGAACAGCCGUCCUGUCACGGACAAGAAGUUUGGCGUGACGGCAGAUGCCUUGAAGCUCGGUCGCACAGCGGCAAUGUACCAAUGGGAAGAAAAGACCGAGUCUCACACAGUCAAGCACCCGGAUGGCAGCACAUCCAAUGAAGUCUCGUACACCUAUGAUCGUGUCUGGUUCCCGGCACCCAUUGAUUCCAAUGUUUUCCACAAACCUGAGCAUCACACCAAUCCUGGUCCCUUGCCGUAUCAUGCCAUGUUGGACAAGGCUGACAUUGUCUCCAUUGGUGCCUACGAGGCGUCUCAAGACAUGGUAGAUGGAUCCAUGAACUGGUUCUCCUACAAAACGGACGGGAUCUCUGUCGAGAACAUCACCGAUCCCUCCACAAAAGCGAAGGCCAAGGCCAUUCCGGGAGGAUUCUACUUUGGUUCAGAUCCGUCCGUACCCAAAGUUGGAGACUCCAAGGUGACCUUUCAGGUUGUUCUUCCCUCUGUUGUGACUGUCAUGGCCCAACAGACCGGAAAGAGUUUUACUCCCUACAAGGGCAAACACUCCGGCAAAAGCGGCGAACUCAUGUUUGUACAAUUGGGAAACCACACUGCACAGGAAAUUUUUGCCAAUGAAAUCUCCAGCAACAAGUUCUUUACGUGGCUCUUUCGCUUCCUUGGGGUUUGCCUCAUGUAUGCUGGGGUUGGGGGCAUGCUAAGUCCAUUGGCCAUGAUGUUGGAUUCCAUUCCCUUGAUUGGACGGUGCAUUGGCAACACCUUGCUCCCUCUCCUGAACAGUAUCGUGGCGGGUGCUUUUGCUGGUGUCGUCAUUGCUGUGGCUUGGCUUCGUUUCCACCCGUUGGCGGGAAUUUCCUUCAUCUUGCUUGUCGGUGGUUUGACCUUUUUGGCGGUUCGAAAGUCCAAGCAAAUGAACGCGGAGGGACGAGGAGAUGCAGUUAUUGCCACUGACGAAUCUGAUCCAACCGAGCCCCUGCUUGAAGAAGGCGAGGACGAUAAGGCAGACGAUCAAGGAGAACCUGUUUAAACUAAUAGAAGGCAUAGUCAAGCUGAGACCAGCCAGAAACACAGAAUGUAGGCCCUCCUUCUAAGUUCAAAGUUAUCCACAGUGUCGCUAGCUAGUACACUGUGUGCCAGCGCAAUGAUCACCUGCAUUAUUAUUUUAUUUCGUGUCCAAAGAUGCCGAAGUCAAACACGUCACGAAAAUGAAGGCACCAAGCAGAAUUGGCAUCCCGCCUCUUUCACAUUCUCAUGAAGAGAGAGCAUUUUACUGCUGCGCCUCUCAUAACGAGGAGUUUGGCACUCACUAUACUAGUAGCAACCAAAUAGUCUCGUGAAUCAUGUCUGUGGUGGCUUACAGGUGGGGUAUUGAUGCCGAGGGGAAUGUUGUGACAGAACCCAUCCCCGGCGAGGAAGUACAUAGUUUGUACAUGCGCCUCCUGUUCAAAAAGAAGACUACGGUCCCGGAUCUGUCAGAGCUAGUCUUCAUGAUAGGAAGGAGAAACUUCAUUUUGUGGAUACAGCAGCGAAUAGCGGAAAAGCGGCUCGCCCUCCAACGGUCUUUUCUUGGGUAUCCUGAUGCAGAAUGUUGCCGCCUUUCUGUCUGGAUUGAUCGCGUUCAGGAGAUUCCCUGGUACUAUGAGAUUGACCACAAGACAGAUGCCUUUUUCGAGAUGGUACACUUCUCGAAAGAAGUGAAGGAGAAGAGGGAUAGCAGAGAACAAUUCAUUUUUUGGUUUCUGAUUUGCGGCAUGCUCAUCAUGCUUUACCCCUUCAUCUGCCUAUUUUGUCGCUUGGACAAAGAGAAGCUUCAGCAGAUCCCAAGUGUCUCUCAGAGUGGUUCAGACCUGGAGCAGA
Seminavis robusta is the source of this 2188-nucleotide messenger RNA. NCBI's taxonomy places the organism in Eukaryota, Bacillariophyta, Bacillariophyceae, Naviculales, Naviculaceae. The record is from the annotation of a GenBank genome assembly.